AUGGCUGCUCGACAAGGCUCUUGUUUCUGUGGUGCUAUAACGUAUGAAGUUACCGGUAAACCGACUCUCAGCGCGUUUUGUCAUUGCACGCGAUGUCAGAAAAUGAACGGAUCUCCAUGCAUAUGGACCAUCCAUUUUCCAGCUUCAGCAUUCUCAUGGACCUCGACUAACCCAAAACUCGAUAAAUACGUCACCGACGGCAAACCGUACAAGACGCGAUACCGCUGCAAGACGUGUGGAUGUUGUGUGGGCUCGUAUAACAGCAUAACGGAGAACUGGAGUGUUUGGGGCACACAAAUAGAAAGAGAUGAGAACGGGUUAACAAAAGACUAUGAUGCCUUAAAGCCGACAGCGCACAUUUUUUACUCUACGGCUGUUAUCGAAGUUGGCGGAGAUGGUCUGGGGAAAUGGGAAGGUUACGAGAAUAAGUCUCUGCGUAUCUAG
Messenger RNA from Mycena indigotica, 444 nucleotides. RefSeq lists its product as uncharacterized. The coding region runs from base 1 to 444 and encodes 147 amino acids. The record is from RefSeq and is a predicted model, not a curated record. The transcript is spliced from 3 exons. Gene Ontology annotation, molecular function: carbon-sulfur lyase activity. Lineage: Eukaryota; Fungi; Basidiomycota; Agaricomycetes; Agaricales; Mycenaceae.